Messenger RNA from Juglans regia (Persian walnut), 4329 nucleotides. Its product is annotated as histone-lysine N-methyltransferase ATX4-like. The record is from RefSeq and is a predicted model, not a curated record. Gene Ontology annotation, biological process: regulation of transcription by RNA polymerase II. Gene Ontology annotation, molecular function: protein binding. The coding region runs from base 825 to 4124 and encodes 1099 amino acids. Lineage: Eukaryota; Viridiplantae; Streptophyta; Magnoliopsida; Fagales; Juglandaceae. The transcript is spliced from 23 exons.
AAAUAGCUUCACCGGCCAUGAACUUUCUCUGUAACGACAAUAGAAAGAAGAAAUUGAGAUCCAAACACGCGAGUAGCAAGUUUAGUGUUAACCUUCCCCCCAAUUCCCCCUUCUCUCUCUCUCUCUCUCUCUCUCUCGCAUUUUAGUACUAACACUUGCACAAGAUAACGCCGAGACCCUCUCUCGACUCUGUCACCCUCUUUCUCUCUCUUGCAAUAUUUCCCAUUUUUUUUACAUGUUUUGAUUAUUCCAUAUUUCUGUUCUGUAUAAUCCAAGAUUACGAUUUUGUAUAUAAGGUAUUGUAUAUUAAAUUCUCGUUCUUUUACUUUCUCUCUCGCCCCGACUCUGUCAUCUUCUCUCUUUUGGAAAAUUUCCCAAACUUUGCGACCCAAAAAAAAUCUUUUUAACUUCAUAUUUCCACUCUCCGUAAUCAAAGAUCACAAUUUUUUGUCCAGAAUUGUAUCAUGUAUUGUUUUCUCCUGUAUCUGUCUCUGUCUAUCUCUCUGCGCACUGAAGCAGUAAGAGAAAGAGCGAGCAGAUCCAUAUGCUAACAGAGUUCACUGAUUCAAUCUUCUACGAUUGAUUUCUCCAACAUUCUCUUUCACAGUUGUCUUUUUUCUCUCACGAAUUCGGGUUUCCAUUAGUGUGCCUAUUGGGAAAAAAGAGUUGUUCAGACCGUAUUCUUGCGAUGACUCUGUUUCUUGCAAAAUUAGGGUUUAUGGGUGUUCUUGGGUCUGGCGUUUGAUGUGAAAUUCAAAGUUUUUUGGAGUAUCCCAAUUCGAAUUCGAAGUCGUGGAUUUUUGUUUCUUUAUUCGUUAGUGACAAUGAUAAUCAAGCGGAAUUUGAAAUCCCAAAUGCCGAGUCUGAAAAGGAGCAAACUCGGUGACUCGGCGGGUGACGACGAGGAGAACUCGGCAGUGACUCGGAAGAAGAGGAAGACUAAGGACAGCAACAACAAGAAUGGGUAUUACCCUCUCAAUCUUCUUGGCGAUAUCGCCGCUGGUAUAAUCCCCGUGGGCUUUGAAGGGAUUAUCAGUACGGAGAAGGGCUUCGCUGCUUCGUGGUGCACCGAAUUGUCGUGCUCACCCGGGGAAGUCGAGUCGAAAACACGGGUCCGGGAUUUGACAAGAGCGAAGGUGAAAAGUAAUCCUACAGUUGUGGCUGAGGUUUCACGGCCGCCACUGGUGAAAACAUCUCGAGGCCGGGUUCAGGUACUUCCUUCACGGUUUAAUGAUUCGGUUAUCGAGAAUUGGAGGAAAGACAGCAAGACUAGCUUGCGUGAUUAUAGUUUUGAUGAAGAUUCUGAAUGCAAAAAGGAUAAAUUUAGCUUUAAAAGGCCAAAAAUCAGUAGUCAGGAGACGAAAAGAUCUGGUCACCUUGAGAAAAACGGGUUCAAGAGUAGGGAAUAUGCAACAUUGUGUGACGAAGAGGAGGGGGCGGAAGAAGGGCAUGUCGGGUUUAAGAUUUUCAAUGAUAUUAGGAAGUAUUCGAGUUCGCGGAGUACCCUGACAUCGGUAAACGAACAGUUCGGGGAAGAUGAGAAGUACCUGGUAGAGCAAAUUGAGGAGCAGAUUGAGUUUUUGGAGAAUGGUGGGAGGAAAGACGGGUUGUAUGGACCGGAGGACUUCUAUUCAGGUGACAUAGUGUGGGCAAAGCCGGGAAAGAAAGAGCCCUAUUGGCCUGCCAUUGUGAUUGAUCCAAUGACGCAAGCGCCUGAAUUGGUUUUGAGGUCUUGUAUAGCAGAUGCGGCUUGUGUGAUGUUUUUUGGGUACUCUGGAAACGAGAAUCAAAGGGAUUAUGCAUGGGUCAAGCGCGGGAUGAUUUUUCCCUUUACGGAUUAUGUAGACAGGUUUCAGGAGCAGUCUGAAUUGAUUCGCUGCAAGCCAUGUGAAUUUCCGAUGGCUAUGGAAGAGGCAUUUUUGGCAGAAAAUGGUUUUACAGAGAAGUUGAUAGCAGAUAUAAACAUCGCAGCUGGGAACACAAUCUGUGAUGAAACUAUUCAGCUUAGGGGGAUUCAAGAAGCUACUGGUUCAAACCAGGAUCUGGACUGUCACAAUGCUAACCAGGCAAGUUGCAUUCCGAAUGUAAUUGGGAAAAAGAAAGCCACACGUCCUUGUGAAGGCUGUGGUACGACCCUUCCUUUCAAAAUGACAAAGAAAUUUAAGACUGCAACUCCUGGAGGACAGUUUCUAUGUAAAACGUGUGCUAGGUUAACAAAAUCAAAUCAUUAUUGUGGCAUAUGCAAGAAGAUUUGGAAUCAUCCGGACAGUGGAAGUUGGGUACGCUGUGAUGGUUGUAAAGUUUGGGUGCAUGCUGAGUGUGACAAAAUUUCCAGCAACCUUUUUAAGAAUCUGGGGGGUACCGAUUAUUAUUGCCCAACUUGCAAAGCAAAGUUUGAUUUUGAGUUAUCAGAUUCUGAAAAGUCAGAAAAGUCAGAGCUAAAAGUCAAAUGGAACAGAAAUGAUGGUCAAUUGGUGCUACCUAACAAGGUUACCGUGUUUUGCAAUGACAUAGAAGGCAUAUAUUUUCCAAGUCUUCACUUAGUCAUCUGCAAUUGUGGGUUUUGUGGGACAGAAAAGCAAGCACUUAGUGACUGGGUAAAACAUACAGGUUCCAAAUUGAAAAAUUGGAGGACUAGUGUUAGGGUGAAAGGCUCCAUGCUGCCAUUGGAACAAUGGAUGCUGCAGUUAGCAGAUUAUCAUGAGAAUGCUAUUGUUUCUGUAAGAACUAAGAAACCUUCCAUAAAAGAACGAAAGCAGAAGUUGCUAACAUUUUUGCAAGAGAAGUACGAACCUGUUUGUGCUAAGUGGACAACGGAGCGGUGUGCUGUUUGUAGAUGGGUUGAAGAUUGGGAUUAUAACAAGAUUAUCAUAUGUAACCGAUGUCAAAUAGCUGUUCAUCAAGAGUGCUAUGGAGCAAGAAAUGUCCGGGAUCUCACUUCAUGGCUUUGCAAAGCAUGUGAAAAACCUGAAAUCAAGCGGGAGUGCUGCCUUUGCCCUGUAAAAGGAGGUGCUCUAAAGCCAACCGAUGUCGACACAUUGUGGGUUCAUGUCACAUGUGCUUGGUUUAGACCUGAAGUUUCUUUUGCUAGUGAUGAAGUGAUGGAGCCAGCUCUGGGGAUCUUGUGUAUACCAUCCAAUUCAUUUGUAAAGAUUUGUGUAAUUUGCAAGCAAAUUCAUGGUUCAUGCACACAAUGUUGCAAGUGCUCCACUUAUUUCCAUGCCAUGUGUGCAUCAAGGGCAGGGUAUCGCAUGGAGUUGCACUGCUUGGAGAAAAAUGGUAGACAGAUCACGAAGAUGGUUUCUUAUUGCGCCUAUCACAGGGCUCCAAAUCCGGAUACAGUUUUGAUUAUCCAAUCUCCUCUUGGAGUAUUUUCUGCCAAAAGCCUCCUCCAAAAUAAAAAGAAGGCUGGGUCUAGGCUAAUUUCAUCCAACAGAAAAAAGAUCAAAGAGAUACCCAGAGAAGAAACUACUGAGCUUGAGCCAUUCUCAGCUGCUAGGUGUCGGAUCUUUAAAAGAUUAAACAAUCACAAAAAGAGAACAAAAGUCGAAGCAAUUGCCCACCAAGUGAUGGGUCCCUGUCACCAUCCUUUAGGAGAAAUACAACGUCUGAACACUGGCAGAGUAUUAGAGGAGCCUAAAACGUUUUCUUCUUUCAGGGAACGGCUUUACCACUUACAGAGAACCGAAAAUGAUAGGGUUUGCUGUGGUAGAUCUGGUAUACAUGGAUGGGGGCUUUUUGCACGCAGAAACAUUCAAGAAGGAGAAAUGGUUCUUGAAUAUCGUGGCGAACAAGUCAGGCGCAGUAUUGCAGACCUGAGGGAGGCGCGCUACAGAUUGGAAGGCAAAGACUGCUAUCUUUUUAAGAUCAGCGAAGAGGUUGUGGUGGAUGCCACGGAUAAAGGAAACAUAGCACGUCUAAUUAACCAUUCGUGUAUGCCCAAUUGCUAUGCGAGAAUUAUGAGUGUGGGUGACGAUGAAAGCCGCAUAGUACUUAUUGCCAAGACUAACGUAUCUACUGGUGACGAGCUAACGUAUGACUACUUGUUUGAUCCUGAUGAGCCUGAUGAAUUUAAAGUCCCUUGUUUAUGUAAUGCUCCAAACUGCCGGAAGUUCAUGAAUUAGAACACAGCAUAGGCCAUUGUUUCUCCGCAAGGAACACUAACCCAUCUCCCUCGUGGGAUCUUACAGUUAUACAAAAAUUUGUAAGUUUUGUUGAUGAAAAAAAAAAAUCAUAGUGUAUUUUUCUUGCUUUCUUUUUACUUUAUGUCUUCUUUUGACAAUCUUAAUGCUUAUAAAAGCUUUAGAUAGGCUGGCCAGCCUUUGUGUA